Molecule: messenger RNA, 654 nt
Organism: Prorocentrum cordatum
Lineage: Eukaryota; Dinophyceae; Prorocentrales; Prorocentraceae
Source: the annotation of a GenBank genome assembly
UUUGGCUCGAGUGCCGCGCAGGCGCGCCUGCUGCCUGCCCCGCACGCCGCCAUGUCGCCGCUGCGCGCGGCGCUGAUCGCCGCGCGCCCGUGCCCGCACAGGGGCCACGCGGGCGAGCGCGACGGCCGCCCGGCGCGCACCGCCCAGCGCAGGCUCGUUCUCGGGACCAUCCCGGAGGACGAGGCCGAGGUCGCGGUUUCUGACCCGCCGCCGAAGCGCCGGGCGGCGGGCCUCAGGAAGAAGGCAACGGCGGCCGCCCCGAGGGCCCGAGGCGGCGCGGCGCGGCGCCGGGGCCCGGGCGAGCCCGAGCGCGGGAGCCCGCUGCUCGACGGCCUGGUGGCCGAGCUGGUCGCGGGCAGCGCCGCCGCCGCGCAGGGCGCGACGGACCACGGGCCGCUGGCCGCGGGGCUGAUGCUCAGCGCGGACACAAGCGCCAUUCGGACUCGACCGACACGGCCUACAACAGCCUCAGCGAGCUCACGGAGACGGAGGACGGCUGGAGCUCCGGCGGCAGCAGCCCGGGCCAUGAGGCCGGCUGGGCGAGCCUGGCGCCGUGGUCGUGGGUCGAGACUGGCGAGGAGGCGCUGCAGCGACACGGCGAGGAGGUGGCCUUGGUCGGCAUCGCCUUGGACUCGUGGGGGCCGCGCGGGAUGA